CAGGGAUACGAGCUGCUGAGCCUGACAUCAUCGAUCGUCAUCCUGGACGGGCGAGGGCGGAAAAGCCACCGACGCGCGGCUUCCCUCGCUCGCUCUAGUGAUGUCGGUCGAUCAAUCUCUCUUGACCCUUGCACGACCUACUUAUACGACGACCUCCUCCUCCUCCUCCUCCUUCUUGCGAUCCCUCAACUCUUCUCGACUCCGCCUCCGCCGACUAGACAUCCAUAUAGAACGACAUGCCACCUAUCAAAGAACGCAAGCGUAUCGCCAUCGUUGGCUCGGGCGUGUCCGGCAUCGCCGCCCUCUGGGCCUUGAACGAACACUCGGAGCACGAGGUCAACAUCUACGAAGCUGGAGAUUAUGUAGGGGGUCACACGCAUACCGUGACGUUUGAACGUGAGGGCAAGGAGAGCGUCGAUGUGGAUACCGGAUUCAUCGUUUGCAACCCGCCAACGUACCCCAACUUCCUCUCCUUCCUCGCUCACAAAAAAGUCCGCACCAUCCCCACCUCGAUGACGUUUAGCGUCUCCCGCGACCUCGGCCUGUUCGAAUGGGCCGGCGACAACCUCUCGACCGUCUUCAUCCAGAGGAAGAACCUGUUGAAUCCUCGGUUGUGGAGGAUGUUGUUGGACGUCCUCAGGUUCAACCUCUUUGGGCUGGAUUUGGUAGAUGGUGACCAGACAGACGGGUCAAGAGGCACGGCCCAGAGCAAGAAGGAGGAUAGGGAAGAGGUGGAGAAGGAUAUGAGCAUCGGAGAGUAUCUGGAAAGGGGAGGGUAUGGGGAUGGGUUCAAAGAGGAUUACUUGUUGCCGAUGACAGCGGCCAUCUGGUCGACACCCGCCGACAAGGCUGCCCUGGACUUCCCGGCCAAGACGUUGGUCAGAUUUUUCCACAACCAUCAUCUCAUGCAGGUCGAUGGGAGGCCCAACUGGCUGACCGUCUCUGGAGGAUCGAAAAAGUACGUCGAGGCCGUGCUCGCAUCCCUGCCUAAGGAGAACUUGCACACCAACACUCCGAUCAAGAGUGUCACCCCCCACCCGGAUCUCGUCACCUUGGUCGAGGAGAGCGGGAAGGAGCAUCAGUACGAUUACGUGAUCAUGGCCACGCAUUCGGAUACCAGCUUGAGGUUACUCAAGGCGGGUGGAGGUGCGACCCGGGAGGAAGAGGACAUCUUGAGCUCGUUCGAGUGGAGCAAGAAUGAAGCCGUUUUGCAUUGGGACGAGCGGUUUAUGCCCAUCAGGCGAAGAGCGUGGUCGGCUUGGAACUAUCUGACGUCUUCUAACAAGCCGAGCAAAUCUCCCAAGGCUGCGGCUUCGGAUGUCAACACUGUAGCCUUGACCUAUAACAUGAAUGACCUGCAAAAGUUGCCCGUGGAAAGGCACGGACCCGUCUUGGUCACCCUGAAUCCUCCGUUCGAGGUGGAUGCUGCCAAGACGGUUGGGAGAUAUCAGUACGAGCAUCCCAUGUACAGCGCAGCGAGCGUUCGAGCACAGUCGCGACUGCCAGAGAUACAAAACGCCCGUCGAGUCACGUUUGCGGGUGCGUGGACAAACUACGGAUUCCACGAGGACGGAUUCACCUCUGGAUUGAAGCUCGCCGUCGACCAAUUUGGGGCCGAGAUUCCGUUCCCCAUCAGGCCGGCCGAUCGGGCGAUCAAGAAGGAACUCGUCGCGCGAGCGAUCGUCGCUGGGAUCGAACACGCUCGAGUCUUGAUGGCUUCCACCCCGCUAGCAAUGACUCUUAAUUGGCUGAUCUUGUACUUGUUGACCGCGAUUGUCCGUCUGGUCUCGCUGACCGGUCGCGGAGAUUGGGUCUCUGAGGCCGAGUCGGUAUGCGCAUUCUGGAGGCCACAGCAAGCCAAGGGUCAGAGAAAGAAAAUGCAAUAGACGAGGUGGAUCAUUGUUAUCAGAUGUGGGUUCACAAAAGGGUUGACAUGUAUUCGCUAGCUAGACGGUGUUCGAUCAAGUUCUCUCCUUCGUAAAGU
This is a messenger RNA of Filobasidium floriforme, 1984 nucleotides long. RefSeq lists its product as uncharacterized. The transcript is spliced from 13 exons. The record is from RefSeq and is a predicted model, not a curated record. Gene Ontology annotation, molecular function: oxidoreductase activity. The coding region runs from base 237 to 1886 and encodes 549 amino acids. Lineage: Eukaryota; Fungi; Basidiomycota; Tremellomycetes; Filobasidiales; Filobasidiaceae.